CAAGCCAGCCAAAACAGCUGGAAAAGAAAAUGUCUUCUGAAUCCUUUUGUUUGGCUGCUCAGAUUAGAUUUGAUUCCAAAUGGCUGAAGACAGAUUUACAGCUUGCUUUUACCAGAGAUGGACUCUGUGGUCUGUGGAAUGAAAUGGUCAAAGAUGGGGAAAUCGUAUAUACUGGAAUAGAAGUUAUGCAAAGUGGUGAAGCAUCUCCACGAAAAGAGGAAAACACUGAAGGUCAGGCUGGAUCAAAGAAAGAAGAUCAGAAUGACAAGGAGAGGAAAGAUGAAGACGAUACACCGCUGCCUACCUAUAGAGCCAAAUCAAUUGUUGAGAGUUGGAUUUGGGGAAAACAGCCAGAUGUGAACGAACUGAAAGAGUGUCUUUAUGUACUAGUAAAGGAGCAGCAGGUUCUAGCCAAGAAAACUGCGACUACGACUCUCUCUGCUCUCAGGCUAAAACAGAGGCUUGCUAUAUUAGAACGCUAUUUUAUCGCAUUAAAUAGGAGUGUUCUUCUGGAGAAUGUCAAGGUUAAGCGGAAAAGUAGCAAUAUCCCAUUGCCCAUGGUGGAUAAGAAAAGUCCUAGAUCUGUAAGCAAAGGUGUUGAAGGUCUUGCCCGAGUAGGAUCCAGAGCGGCCCUUUCUUUUGCAUUUGCAUUCCUACGGCGAGCUUGGAGAUCAGGUGAGGAUGCAGAUCUUUGCAGUGAAUUGUUACAAGAGUCUCUGGAUGCCCUACGAGCCCUAUCCGAAGCAUCCCUGUUUGAUGAAGGAACAGUAUCCUCUGUAUGGUUGGAAGUUGUGGAGAGAGCAACUAAGUUUCUAAGGUCUGUUGUAACUGGAGACAUCCAUGGAGCUCCAGGUUUAAAAGGAUCAGGAAGCAUUCCACUGCAAGACCAGCACUUAGCGCUUGCUAUCUUACUGGAAUUGGCUGUUCAGAGAGGCACGCUUAGCCAAAUGUUGUCUGCUGUGAUACUGUUGCUUCAACUCUGGGAUAGUGGUACGAGAGAAACAGACAAUGAACGCUCAGCACAGGGAACCAGUGCCCCACUUCUUCCUUUGCUGCAGAGAUUUCAGAGUAUAAUUUGUAACAAAGAGAUGAAUAAUACAGGAGAAGAAAUUCAGAUGUUGGCUUAUCCACUAAGUCCAAAUGAAAACUUCCUAAGAUACCUAGUACUGCCGCAAGACAACGAGCUAGCAAUUGAUUUAAGGCAAACAGCGGUUGUGGUUAUGGCUCACCUGGAUCGUCUGGCCACUCCCUGCAUGCCUCCACAGUGUAGCUCUCCGACAUCUCAUAAGGCUUCUUUGCAGGAGUUUAUAGCAUGGGGAUUAAUAGGAUGGAAAUAUUAUGCUAAUGUCAGUGGUCCAAUUCAGUGUGAAGGACUUGCCAGUCUUGGAGUUAUACAGAUUGCUUGCGCAGAGAAGCGUUUUCUGAUUUUGUCCAAAAAUGGACGUGUUUAUACACAAGCCUACAAUAGUGACACGUUGGCCCCACAACUUGUACAGAGUCUUGCUUCUAGAAAUAUUGUUAAGAUUGCAGCACACUCAGAUGGACACCAUUAUCUGGCUUUGGCUGCAACUGGAGAAGUUUUCUCUUGGGGUUGUGGAGAUGGUGGGCGACUAGGCCAUGGAGAUACUGUGCCUUUAGAAGAACCAAAGAUGAUUUCGGCUCUCUCUGGGAAGCAGGCUGGAAAACAUGUUGUACAUAUCGCAUGUGGAGGCACCUAUAGUGCUGCAAUAACAGCUGAUGGAGAAUUGUACACAUGGGGCCGAGGAAACUAUGGCAGACUGGGUCAUGGCUCCAGUGAAGACCAGACAAUCCCAGUGUUGGUUACUGGCCUGAAAGGAUUGAAAGUGAUUGAUGUAUCCUGUGGGAGUAGUGAUGCCCAGACUCUUGCUGUAACUGAAAAUGGUCAAGUAUGGUCUUGGGGAGAUGGAGAUUAUGGGAAAUUAGGAAGAGGUGGCAGUGAUGGCUGCAAAACUCCCAAGCUGAUAGAAAAACUUCAAGACUUGGAUGUUGUUAAAGUACGCUGUGGGAGUCAGUUCUCGCUUGCUCUAACCAAAGAUGGACAGGUGUACUCAUGGGGAAAGGGGGACAAUCAGAGGCUUGGGCAUGGAACAGAAGAACAUGUUCGUUAUCCCAAACUGCUGGAAGGCUUGCAAGGAAAAAAAGUUAUAGAUGUCGUAGCUGGCUCUACUCACUGUUUAGCCCUCACAGAAGAUAGUGAGGUCUAUAGUUGGGGAAGCAAUGAUCAGUGCCAGCAUUUUGACACUUUGAGGAUUACUAAACCAGAGCCAACUGCUCUUCCUGGAUUAGAUUCAAAGCAUGUUGUUGGUAUUGCCUGUGGACCUGCCCAGAGCUUUGCCUGGUCAUCUUGUUCAGAAUGGUCAAUUGGUUUACGUGUACCCUUUGUGGUAGAUGUUUGCUCAACGACAUUUGAACAGCUGGAUCUCUUACUGAGACAAGUUACAGAAGGAAUGGAUGGCACUUCUGAUUGGCCACCUCCACAGGAGAAAGAAUGUAUGGCUGUGGCUACUUUGAAUCUUCUAAGGCUGCAGCUUCAUGCUGCAAUUAGUCACCAAGUCGAUCCUGAAUGCCUUGGUUUGGGAUUAGGCAGUGUCUUGCUCAACAGCCUGAAGCAGACGGUGGUAACUUUAGCAAGCAAUGCCGGUGUACUUAAUACUGUGCAGUCGGCUGCCCAAGCAGUGUUGCAAAGUGGGUGGUCUGUGUUGCUGCCAACUGCAGAGGAACGAGCAAGAGCUCUUUCGGCACUUUUACCCAGUGCAGUUUCAGGGAAUGAAACAAAUGUGAGUCCAGGUCGUAGAUUUAUGAUUGAUCUACUGGUUGGAAGUUUGAUGGCUGAUGGGGGUCUAGAAUCUGCACUGAAUGCUGCUAUUACUGCAGAAAUUCAGGAUAUUGAGGCAAAAAAAGAAGCUCAGAAAGAAAAAGAAAUUGAUGAGCAGGAAGCAAAUGCAUCAACACUUCAUAGGAACAAGACACCAUUAGAUAAAGACCUCAUUAAUACUGGGAUCUAUGAAUCUGCAGGAAAACAAAGCUUGCCUUUGGUUCAAUUAAUUCAGCAGUUAUUGAGGAACAUUGCUUCACAAACAAUUGCUAAAUUGAAAGAUGUGGCUCGUCCUAUUUCUUCUUGUUUAGACCAUGAACAUUACAAUAAAGAAAGGUCUGCUUCUCUGGACUUACUGCUGCGUUUUCAGCGCUUACUUGUUAGUAAGUUAUAUCCAGGAGAUCAUGUUGGACAGGUCCCUAAUACAUACAGUCCUGAGCUUCUAGGAGUUGGUUCUCUACUAAAGAAAUACACAGCCCUUUUGUGUACACACAUUGGAGAUAUUUUGCCUGUGGCAACUAGCAUUGCUUCUACUAGCCAUAGGCAUUUUGCAGAAGUAUCUCGUGUUGUAGAUGGGGAUUUAACAGGUGUUCUCCUUCCAGAGUUAGUAGUAUCUGUUGUACUCCUUCUCAGUAAAAAUGCUGGGCUUAUUCAGGAAGCUGGAGCAAUUCCUUUAUUGGCUGGCUUAUUAGAACAUCUGGACAGAUUGAGCCAUUUAGCUCCUGGUAAAGAGAGAGAUGACAGUGAAGACUUAGCUUGGCCUGGAAUAAUGGGUACAUUCUUUACAGGACAGAAUUGCAGAAAUAAUGAGGAAGUGACACUUAUACGAAAAGCUGACUUGGAGAACCACAAUAAAGAUGGUGGCUUUUGGACAGUGAUUGAUGGCAAAGUGUAUGAUAUAAAAGACUUCCAAACCCAGUCAUUAUCAGGGAGUGGUAUACUUGCCCAGUUUGCAGGAGAAGAUCCAGUUGUUGCUUUGGAAGCAGCUUUGCAAUUUGAGGAUACAAGAGAAUCAAUGCAUGCCUUCUGUGUUGGCCAAUAUAUGGAGCCUGAUCAGGAAGUGAUCACAACACCAGAUACUGGCAGUCUCUCAUCACCUCUCAUAGACACUGAAAGAAAUUUAGGCUUGCUUCUUGGACUGCACGCUUCCUAUCUAGCAAUGAGUACACCACUUUCUCCAGUGGAGAUUGAAUGUGCCAAAUGGUUGAAGUCCUCUAUUUUUUCUGGAGGCUUGCAAACUAGUCAGAUACAUUAUAGUUAUAAUGAAGAGAAGGACGAAGACCACUGUAGCUCUCCUGGUAACACCACACCAAACAAGUCAAAGCUGUAUUCCCACCGACUAACUUUGAGUGACCACUCACAGCCUUUUCUGCAAGCUAUUGCAGACAACAAUAUUCAGGAUCACACUGUGAAGGACUUCUUAUGUCAAGUCGAGAGGUACUGCAAACAGUGUCAUUUGACAACGCCAAUUACAUUCCCUCCUGAGCACCCAGUGGAAGAAGUAGGACGUCUGUUGUUAUGUUGCCUCCUAAAGCAUGAGGAUUUAGGUCACGUAGCACUUUCUCUUGUUCAUCCUGUUAUGCUUGGAGUUGACCAAGUUAAACACCGAACACUUCCAAAAUCUGUAGCAGAUGUUUGUCGUGUUGUCUAUCAAGCAAAAUGUUCACUGAUCAAAACUCAUCAAGAACAAGGAAGAUCAUACAAAGAAGUUUGUGCUCCUGUUAUUGAACGUUUGAGAUUUCUCUUCAAUGAACUGCGUCCGGCAGUAUGCAAUGAUCUCUCCAUCAUGUCUAAGCUUAAAAGUCUUAGUUCUUUGCCCCAGUGGAGAAGGGUAGUUCAGAAGAUAAUUAGAGAUAAGAGAAAAAAGAGAGCUCCUAAAAAAUCGGAAUCUUCUGAUGUGGAAGAAUCCAAAAUUGGAAAUGAGGAAAGUGAUUUGGGAGAGUCAUGUGUAAUACCUCACAGUCCAGUGACAGCUGAUAAAAGGCCCUUGUCUGUCAAAUCACCUAAGGAUAAAUGGCAGCCACUGAUAAAUACAGUCACAGGUGUUCACAAAUACAAAUGGCUUAAGCAAAACGUCCAAGGUUUAUAUCCCCAGUCUGCUUUACUCAACACCAUAGUUGAAUUUGCUCUAAAAGAAGAACCUGUUGAUGUAGAAAAAAUGAGGAAGUGCUUGUUGAAGCAGCUAGAGCGAGCUGAAGUUCGAUUAGAGGGGAUUGACACAAUUCUGAAGUUGGCUGCCAAAAACUUCUUGCUGCCUUCUGUGCAAUAUGCUAUGUUCUGUGGAUGGCAAAGACUUAUUCCAGAAGGAAUUAAUAUAGGAGAGCCUUUAACAGACUGCUUAAAGGAUGUUGAUCUGAUUCCACCCUUCAACCGUAUGCUCCUGGAAGUUACCUUUGGAAAGUUGUAUUCAUGGGCUGUUCAGAAUGUUAGAAACAUCCUGCUUGAUGCUAAUAGCAGAUUUAAAGAAUUAGGGAUCCAGCCUGUUCCUCUGCAGACUAUAACCAAUGAGAAUCCUGCAGGACCGAGUCUUGGAACCAUCCCACAAGCACGUUUCUUAUUGGUCAUGCUUAGCAUGUUAACUUUACAACAUGGUGCAAAUACUUUGAAUCUUCUUCUCAAUUCUGGCAUGUUGGCAUUAAUGCAAACCACGCUGAGGCUGAUAGGACCUAGCUCCGAUAACGUGGAAGAAGAUAUGAUUGCUGCAUCCCGGGGUGCUUCUGCUACAGUCCUAGAAGAGUCCAGGAAGGAAAGCACUCCAGUUCAGCUUCCUGUUUCAGGACCAGAAUUGGCAGCCAUGAUGAAGAUUGGCACCAGAGUGAUGAGAGGAGUAGAUUGGAAGUGGGGUGACCAGGAUGGGCCUCCUCCUGGUUUGGGACGGGUAAUUGGAGAACUGGGUGAAGAUGGCUGGAUUCGAGUGCAGUGGGACACUGGCAGUACCAAUUCUUACCGGAUGGGAAAAGAGGGGAAGUACGAUCUCAAGCUAGCUGAACCUCCUCCUGCUUCACAACCUGCAACUGAAGACUCCGACACCGAAGAUGAUUCUGAAGGAGAACAUGCUGAAAGAAAUCUCCAUCCUACAUCCAUGAUGCUGACCAGCACAGUGAAUCUUCUGCAAACUCUCUGCCUUUCUGCUGGCCUUCACGCUGAAGUAAUGCAGAAUGAAGCAACAAGAACUUUAUGUGGAUUGCUCCGUAUGCUGGUAGAAAGUGGCACGACAGAGAAAACAUCUUCCUUGCCAAAUACAUUAGUUAACGAAGAGCAACACCGGAGCUGGUGUACACUGGGAUUCAUCCGCAGUAUAGCACUAAUGCCUCAAAUGUGCAGCACUCUUAGUACGUCACAGUGGAUAACGUUGCUAAUGAAAAUUGUAGAGGGACAUGAUUCAUUCACUGCUGCAUCUCUGCAACGACAGAUCCUUGCUGUGCACUUACUACAGGCAGUACUUCCUUCCUGGGAUAAAACAGAAAGGUCACGAGACAUGAAAUUCCUUGUGGAAAAGUUGUUUGGGUUUUUGGGUAGCUUGCUUACUACUUGCUCUUCAGAUAUCCCACUGCUCAGAGAAUCUGCUCUGAGGAGGAGGAAAGCCAGGCCUCAGGCCUCUCUGACUGCAACUCACAGCAGUACUUUAGCUGAGGAGAUUGUUGCCCUGUUGAGGACCUUGCAUUCACUGAGCCAGUGGAAUGGACUCAUAAACAAGUAUAUCAACUCUCAGCUAACCUCCAUCACCCACAUCUUUGCAGGAAAAGAGUCAGAAGGGGCUGCUUUGGAAGACUGUUUCCCUGAUUCUGAGACUCCAGAAGUGGGAGGCCUGAUGGCGGUUUUGGCAGUUAUUGGUGGAAUAGAUAGUCGGUUGCGGUUAGGUGGCCAAGUAGUUCAUGACGAAUUUGGAGAAGGCACAGUGACAAGGAUUACUCCAAAAGGGAAAAUCACAGUGCAAUUUUAUGACAUGAGAACCUGCAGAGUUUGUCCUUUCAGUCAGCUAAAACCAGUCCCUGUGAUUCCAUUUAAUGUGAAUAACUUGCCCUUCACUGAACCCAUGCUUUCUGUCUGGGCUCAGUUGGUAAAUCUGGCCGGAAGUAAAGUAGAAAAACACAGAAUGAAGACUCCCAACCAGGGCCUUUCUGGACAAAUAGACUUGGAUCUGUUGAGAUGCCAGCAAUUAAAACUAUACAUAUUAAAAGCAGGCAGAGCUCUGCUUUCUUACCAGGAUAAAUUAAGGCAGAUCUUGUCUCAACCAGCAGUACAAGAUGCUGGCAUAGUUCCCACAGACGAUGGUGCAGUGGCAUCACCUGAGGUGGGAGACAUGUCUCCAGAAGGGCCUCAGCCUCCCAUGAUCCUCCUGCAACAACUGUUGACAGCAGCAACACAACCAUCUCCAGUAAAAGCAAUAUUUGAUAAACAAGAGCUUGAGGCUGCUGCACUUGCUGUAUGUCAAUAUCUGGCCGUAGAAUCUGCACAGCCUUCAACUCCAAUCUUUGAAGAAUGUAGCUCCAGUGAAGCCACAACACCUGUUACAGUCCAACAUAUCAGACCUGCAAAAGUAAAAAAAUGCAAAGUAUCUCCCAUUCCACCACUCCCAAUUGUUGUACAACUUAUGGAAAUGGGAUUCCCUAGAAAGAAUAUUGAAUUUGCACUGAAAUCACUAUCAGGAACCUCUGGAAGUGCUUCUGGAUUACCAGGGGUGGAAGCCUUGGUGGGCUGGCUUUUGGAUCAUCCUGAUGUUCAGAUUACUGAUUUCUCGGAUGGUGACACUAUAUCUGAUGAAUAUUCAGACGAUGAAGUGUCAGAAGAAGUAGAAGAAGCAGAAGCUGCAUAUCCAGUGUCUGCUGUUGUAACAGAAAGCCAGACAUAUAAGAAAAGAGCUGAUUUCUUAAGUAAUGAUGAUUAUGCAGUAUACAUCCGGGAGAAUAUUCAGGUGGGGAUGAUGGUUCGAUGUUGCAGAACAUAUGAGGAAGUUUGUGAGGGAGAUGUGGGUAAAGUUAUAAAAUUGGAUCGUGAUGGGUUGCAUGAUCUCAAUGUGCAGUGUGACUGGCAACAAAAGGGUGGCACUUACUGGGUCAGAUAUAUCCAUGUUGAACUGAUAGGAUUCCCACCACAGAGCUCUCCAUCACACAUAAAGAUUGGUGACAAAGUUCGUGUAAAAACUUCUGUAAUGACGCCCAAAUACAAAUGGGGAUCUGUUACCCACAGAAGUGUGGGUGUAGUGAAAGCUUUUAGUGCCAAUGGUAAAGAUGUUAUUGUUGAUUUCCCUCAACAAUCUCAUUGGACUGGAUUAUUGUCAGAAAUGGAACUGGUUCCCAGUAUCCACCCAGGUGUUACGUGUGAUGGCUGUCAGAUGUUCCCUAUUAAUGGACCUAGAUUUAAAUGCAGAAACUGUGAUGAUUUCGAUUUCUGUGAAACCUGCUUCAAAAGCAGGAAACAUAAUACAAGACACACUUUUGGCAGAAUAAAUGAACCAGGUCAGUCUCCAGUAUUUUGUGGUCGCUCUGGAAAGCAGCUAAAAAGACGUCAUAGUAGCCAGCGAGGCAUGCUACUUGAUGAUUGGUCCAGAAUUGUUAAAAAUUUGAAUGUGUCAUCUUCUGUGAAUCAAGCUUCACGUUUGAUUGAUGGAAGCGAACAGUGUUGGCAGUCUUCUGGCUCUCAAGGAAAGCAUUGGAUACGCUUGGAAAUUUUUCCUGAUGUCCUGGUACACAGAUUGAAGAUGAUAGUGGACCCUGCAGACAGCAGUUACAUGCCUUCUUUAGUUGUGGUCUCAGGCGGCAGUUCUUUAAAUAACCUCAUAGAGUUGAAGACUAUUAAUAUUAAUCCUACAGAUACAACUGUUCCACUUCUUGGUGAUUGCACAGAAUAUCACAGGUAUAUUGAGGUAGCUAUUAAGCAGUGCAGGAGUUCUGGUAUCGAUUGCAAAAUACAUGGCCUGAGUAUACUAGGACGUAUCCGAGCAGAGGAUGAAGACUUCGCUGCAGUUCCUUUCCUUGCUUCUGAUAAUGAAGAAGAUGAUGAUGAUAAAGCAAACACUGGGAGUCUUGUUAGAAAGAAGACUACAGGCCUGGAAUCUGCAGCUUCGAUUAGGACCAAAGUCUUUGUCUGGGGCCUAAAUGAUAAAGAUCAGCUGGGAGGAUUGAAAGGUUCUAAGAUCAAAGUGCCUUCUUUUUCUGAAACCCUGUCUGCUUUGAAUGUGGUGCAAGUAGCGGGUGGUUCUAAAAGUCUUUUUGCAGUGACCGUGGAAGGUAAAGUGUAUGCCUGCGGAGAGGCCACGAAUGGAAGGCUUGGAUUAGGCCUCUCAAGUGGAACGGUUCCUAUUCCCCGACAGAUUACUGCUCUCAGUAACUAUGUAGUCAAGAAAGUAGCUGUUCACUCAGGUGGUCGCCAUGCUAUGGCUUUAACUGUUGAUGGCAAGGUAUUCUCCUGGGGAGAAGGAGAUGAUGGGAAACUUGGACACUUCAGUAGAAUGAACUGUGAUAAACCAAGGCUGAUAGAAGCAUUGAAAACAAAACGUAUCCGAGAUAUUGCCUGUGGCAGUUCUCACAGUGCUGCUAUUACCUCAAGCGGAGAAUUAUAUACUUGGGGGCUUGGUGAAUAUGGUCGACUAGGACAUGGGGACAAUACUACGCAACUUAAACCAAAGAUGGUUAAGGUGCUUCUUGGCCACAGGGUCGUUCAAGUUGCCUGUGGAAGCAGAGAUGCUCAGACUCUGGCUUUGACAGAUGAGGGUCUAGUAUUUUCCUGGGGAGAUGGAGAUUUUGGAAAACUGGGUCGAGGAGGAAGUGAAGGAUGCAACAUUCCUCAGAACAUUGAAAGGCUGAAUGGACAGGGAGUUUGCCAGAUUGAAUGCGGAGCUCAGUUUUCUUUAGCUCUUACGAAGUCUGGGGUAGUAUGGACAUGGGGCAAAGGAGACUACUUCAGGCUAGGACAUGGUACUGAUGUUCAUGUACGAAAACCCCAAGUAGUAGAAGGUCUGAGAGGAAAGAAGAUAGUACAUGUAGCUGUGGGUGCUCUCCAUUGCUUAGCUGUCACAGACACGGGGCAGGUAUAUGCUUGGGGUGAUAAUGACCAUGGACAGCAAGGCAACGGGACUACCACAGUCAACAGAAAGCCCACUCUGGUGCAGGGUUUAGAAGGCCAGAAAAUAACCCGUGUUGCAUGUGGAUCUUCCCAUAGUGUGGCUUGGACAACAAUGGAUGUUGCUACCCCCUCUGUUCAUGAGCCAGUUCUCUUUCAAACAGCAAGAGACCCUUUAGGCGCAUCUUAUUUGGGUGUUCCAUCAGAUGCCGAUUCUUCUGCUUCUAGUAACAAAAUCAAUGGUAUAAACAGUUCUAAAUCUAACCGACCUUCACUUGCUAAGAUCCUUUUGUCAUUAGAUGGAAAUCUUGCCAAGCAGCAGUCAUUAUCUCAUAUACUGACAGCAUUGCAGAUCAUGUAUGCGAGGGAUGCUGUGGUGGGAGCACUGAUGCCUGCAAGUAUGAUUGCACCAGUGGAGUGUUUAUCCUCGUCUCCUGCACCCCCUCCAGACCUUACUUCCAUAGGCAGUGCUCCUACUGUGGAUGAAAGCAUGACAGCAAUUGAUAUAGAGGAGAGACAGAGCCCAACACCUUGGCAAGACAGGAGGGCAGAGGUGGCUUCUGUGGAAGAUGCCUUAACUCCCUCUGCUGUGACACCCUCUGCUGCAGCAGCCUCAUCUCGUCCUUUCAUUCCUGUCACAGAUGAUCCUGGAGCAGCCAGUAUAAUAGCAGAGACAAUGACCAAAACCAAAGAAGAUGCUGAAAGCCAAAGUAAGGUCUCUGGGCCAGAGCCUCAGUACUUGGAUGAAUUCACCAGUCUCUUGGUACCAGAUGAUACCCGAGUCAUGGUUGACCUAUUGAAGUUGGCUGUGUCAGGGCGUGCUGGAGAGAAGGGGAAAGAUGUUCUUUCUGCUGUGCUGUCUGGCAUGGGUACUGCUUAUCCUCAGGUGGCUGAUAUGUUGUUGGAACUAUGUGUUACUGAAUUGGAAGAUGUAGCAACUGAUUCACAAAGUGGUCGUCUCUCUUCUCAGCCAGUAGUGGUAGAAAGUAGUCAUCCAUAUACCGAUGAUACAUCUACCAGUGGCACUGUUAAAAUACCAGGUGCUGAAGGUCUUAGAGUAGAAUUUGACCGCCAGUGCUCCACAGAACGACGCCAUGACCCUCUCACUGUCAUGGAUGGAGUCAACCGGAUAGUUUCCGUGAGAUCAGGUCGCGAAUGGUCUGACUGGUCUAGUGAACUGCGCAUUCCAGGUGAUGAAUUAAAAUGGAAAUUUAUCAGUGAUGGCUCUGUGAAUGGAUGGGGCUGGCGCUUCACAGUUUAUCCCAUCAUGCCAGCUGCAGGUCCAAAAGAUCUUCUUUCAGAUCGCUGUAUUCUUUCUUGCCCAUCAAUGGAUUUGGUAACGUGUUUACUGGAUUUCCGUUUGAAUUUAGCUUCAAACAGGAGCAUAGUUCCUCGCUUAGCAGCUUCAUUAGCAGCAUGUGCUCAGCUGAGUGCUCUAGCUGCUGGCCACCGAAUGUGGGCUUUACAGAGACUACGAAAGUUACUAACUACUGAGUUUGGCCAAUCAAUUAAUAUCAAUCGAAUCCUGGGAGAUAAUGAUGGUGAAGCACGAACUAUGAGUUUCACCGGCAGUGCCUUAGCAGCUCUAGUUAAAGGCCUUCCUGAGGCUUUACAGCGGCAGUUUGAUUAUGAAGAUCCCAUUGUCAGAGGUGGCAAACAACUACUUCAUAGUCCUUUCUUUAAGGUGCUUGUAGCCCUUGCUUGUGAUCUGGAAUUGGAUACUCUUCCCUGCUGUGCAGAGACACACAAAUGGGCUUGGUUUAGAAGAUACUGCAUGGCUUCCAGAGUUGCUGUAGCCCUUGAUAAAAGAACCCCACUUCCUCGCCUCUUUCUUGAUGAGGUGGCCAAGAAAAUUCAAGAAUUAAUGGCGGAUCAUGAAAAUAUUGAUACUCUGCAUGAGAGCCAUGAAGUUUUUAAAAGGGAACAAGAUGAACAGCUCGUACAGUGGAUGAACAGGAGACCAGACGAUUGGACACUUUCUGCAGGAGGCAGUGGAACAAUAUAUGGCUGGGGCCAUAAUCACAGAGGACAACUUGGGGGUAUAGAAGGAGCAAAAGUCAAGGUUCCUACACCAUGUGAAGCCCUUGCUACACUUAGACCAGUACAGUUAAUAGGUGGUGAACAGACACUUUUUGCAGUGACUGCUGAUGGGAAGCUCUAUGCCACAGGAUAUGGUGCAGGUGGAAGGCUUGGAAUUGGGGGGACAGAGUCUGUUUCUACUCCAACAUUACUAGAAUCCAUUCAGCAUGUUUUUAUCAAGAAAGUUGCUGUGAAUUCUGGAGGAAAACAUUGUCUAGCAUUGUCUUCAGAAGGAGAAGUUUAUUCCUGGGGUGAGGCAGAAGAUGGCAAACUGGGCCAUGGCAACCGGAGCCCUUGUGAUCGUCCUCGAGUAAUUGAAUCUUUACGUGGCAUAGAAGUUGUUGAUAUUGCAGCUGGUGGAGCACACAGUGCAUGUAUUACUGCUGCAGGAGAUCUUUAUACAUGGGGCAAGGGAAGAUAUGGACGUCUUGGUCAUGGGGACAGUGAGGAUCAGUUGAAACCCAAGCUGGUUGAAGCACUCCAGGGCUACCGUGUGAUUGACAUAGCCUGUGGCAGUGGAGAUGCACAGACACUCUGUCUGACAGAUGAUGACACUGUCUGGUCCUGGGGAGAUGGAGACUAUGGAAAGCUUGGGAGAGGUGGGAGUGAUGGCUGCAAAGUGCCAAUGAAGAUUGAUUCUCUCACAGGUGUUGGAGUAGUUAAAGUAGAAUGUGGCUCACAAUUUUCUGUGGCCCUGACCAAAUCUGGAGCAGUGUAUACCUGGGGCAAAGGCGAUUACCAUCGGUUAGGUCAUGGAUCAGAUGACCAUGUUCGGAGACCUCGACAAGUCCAGGGUUUACAGGGAAAGAAAGUUAUUGCCAUAGCAACAGGCUCUUUACACUGUGUGUGUUGUACUGAAGAUGGUGAAGUCUGUACCUGGGGAGAUAAUGAUGAAGGGCAGCUUGGAGAUGGGACAACUAAUGCCAUCCAAAGGCCACGUCUGGUUGCAGCACUUCAGGGUAAAAAGAUCAACAGAGUAGCUUGUGGUUCAGCUCAUACUUUAGCCUGGUCUACUAGUAAGCCUGCUAAUGCAGGCAAGCUCCCUUCCCAGGUUCCUAUGGAAUACAAUCAUCUACAGGAAAUUCCUAUCAUUGCCUUAAGAAACAGAUUGCUGUUACUGCAUCACAUCUCUGAACUCUUUUGUCCUUGUAUUCCCAUGUUUGAUCUUGAGGGACGCCUUGAUGAGACUGGCCAGGGUCCCUCAGUGGGGUUUGAUGCAUUACGAGGAAUUUUGAUAUCGCAAGGAAAGGAGGCAGCUUUCAGAAAGGUUGUACAAGCAACUAUGGUGAGAGAUCGUCAGCAUGGGCCAGUUGUAGAACUCAACAGAAUACAAGUCAAGCGAUCUAGAAGCAAAGGAGGAUUGGCUGGUCCUGAUGGCACAAAAUCUGUGUUUGGACAGAUGUGUGCUAAAAUGAGCUCAUUUAGUCCAGAUAGUCUUCUUCUACCUCAUCGUGUUUGGAAAGUCAAGUUUGUUGGGGAAUCUGUGGAUGACUGUGGUGGGGGCUACAGUGAAUCAAUAGCAGAAAUGUGUGAAGAACUUCAGAAUGGACUGACUCCACUUCUCAUAGUGACUCCUAAUGGAAGGGAUGAAUCAGGAGCAAACAGAGACUGCUUUCUCCUAAACCCUGCAGCAAAGUCUUUGUUGCACAUGAACAUGUUUCGCUUCCUAGGAGUUAUGCUGGGGAUAGGUAUUCGGACUGGGAGUCCCUUGAGCCUUAAUCUGGCAGAACCUGUAUGGAAACAGUUGGCAGGAAUGAACUUAACAAUUGCUGAUCUCAGUGAGGUUGAUAAGGAUUUUAUUCCUGGACUUAUGUACAUCCGAGACAAUGAAGCUACCUCAGAAGAAUUUGAAGCCAUGAGCCUGCCGUUUACAGUGCCAAAUGCCAGUGGCCAAGAUAUUCAACUCAGUUCCAAAUAUACCCAUAUUACGCUGGAUAAUCGAACAGAAUAUGUGAGACUUGCAAUAAACUACAGAUUACAUGAAUUUGAUGAACAAGUGGCUGCUGUUCGAGAAGGGAUGGCCCGGGUUGUCCCUGUUCCUCUUCUUUCACUUUUCACAGGAUAUGAACUGGAAACAAUGGUGUGUGGAAGUCCAGAUAUCCCUCUCCACCUUUUGAAGUCUGUGGCUACUUACAAAGGGAUCGAACCCAGUGCUUCUCUCAUUCAGUGGUUCUGGGAGGUGAUGGAAUCCUUCUCCAACACAGAACGGUCUCUGUUUUUGCGCUUUGUAUGGGGCAGGACCAGGCUUCCCAGAACAAUUGCUGAUUUCAGAGGCAGGGACUUUGUCAUCCAGGUUCUGGAUAAAUACAAUCCUCCAGACCAUUUUCUUCCUGAGUCAUACACAUGUUUUUUUCUGCUGAAGCUUCCUAGGUAUUCUUGCAAACAGGUGCUAGAAGAAAAACUAAAGUAUGCCAUCCAUUUCUGUAAAUCUAUAGACACAGAUGACUAUGCUCGGAUAGCACUGGGAGAGCCAACUGCUGAUGAUAGCAGUGAUGAUUCUGACAAUGAAGAUGCUGACUCCUUUGCUUCUGAUUCCACACAAGACUAUUUAACUGGCCACUGAGAGGGAAGGCCCCUUGCCAGUGACAAUGCUGCAGCCCCGGAACAGCGUGCCACAAAGUAGCUUUGAUGCAACCGGUCAUUUCAAGAUCACAGUCCAAAGGCGUGCAACUAGAGAACUACUAAUCAUUACUAAUCAAGGAGAUUGUGCUACUCAUUAUAGGAAUAAUGGCAGAUAAUGGAAAUAACUUUCUCUAGCAUAAGCAGGUGCCGUACAUAGGCAUUGAACAUCUGUUUUGAUGGCUGGAGAUUCCCUUCACCCCCUUUAUGCUGCACUGCAGAUAGAACUUGGUGUUUACUGAUGUGUUGUACAUGUUUAUAAAACAUUGGUCGUAUGGAAUUUAAAAAACUGAAAUAUUUUAAAUUGUCAGUGCAAUAGAUUUUUUUUUCAAAUUAAGUGUUGUGUUCUUUGCAUCUUCUUGAUUGUAUAUUGGAACUACUGUGCAAUUACUGAAUAGUAUUAUAAAUAUUUCAAUUAACUUUAAUAGUUGUUUUGGUUAUUAAAAACUUUUUUGAACACUCA
This is a messenger RNA of Candoia aspera, 15059 nucleotides long. It is a transcript of the gene HERC2, whose product is annotated as HECT and RLD domain containing E3 ubiquitin protein ligase 2. The coding region runs from base 30 to 14540 and encodes 4836 amino acids. Lineage: Eukaryota; Metazoa; Chordata; Lepidosauria; Squamata; Candoiidae. The transcript has 92 exons. Gene Ontology annotation, biological process: protein ubiquitination. The record is from RefSeq and is a predicted model, not a curated record. Gene Ontology annotation, molecular function: zinc ion binding; ubiquitin-protein transferase activity.